AUGGUGACUUCUGACUACGUGACAUUAGUGUCUGCCGACAAUCACAGGUUUGUCGUAUUGAAGGAAGUAGCACUGAUUUCUUCGGUGUUGCGGAAUACUCAAGGAUUCGAAGAGGGGAAAACUGGUCGGAUCACAUUGGACAUGGAUGGAGAUAUUCUCGAGUGUAUUGUAGAUUAUCUCUACUAUCACUACAAAUAUAAAGAUGCUGCUGCUUCUGGGAACAUUCCCGAGUUUAACAUCCCAACCCAUUUAGCUUUGGAAUUGUUGGUAAAAGCGGACUUUUUGGAUAUUUAAACGAGAACUACUAUUGAGUAAAUAUAUUGAGAGAAGAGAAUACAUUGGAGGACAGAUUACAUGAUUGGAUAUUCACUUUAGAAACUCUUUCUACAGCACCAAUUCUACGGCACCAUUUCCCAUUUGGUACUCCUUCUCUUACUAGGAACAUGGAGUUGAAUCAAGGUAUUCUCUUUCAUGAAUUGAUGGAGAAUAACUGUUGGAACUUUUUUUUAGAAUUGCUUCACUAACUUAUGGAAAUAAUUGAUUCAUACUCAUUCAAAACCAUUUCUAAGCUUAGAGUUUCAAUCUUAAUUUCAUUUAAAUUUUCAAGAAAAAA
[Candida] anglica is the source of this 613-nucleotide messenger RNA. Lineage: Eukaryota; Fungi; Ascomycota; Pichiomycetes; Serinales; Debaryomycetaceae. The record is from the annotation of a GenBank genome assembly.